This is a messenger RNA of Hyla sarda, 2433 nucleotides long. It is a transcript of the gene EME1, whose product is annotated as essential meiotic structure-specific endonuclease 1. Gene Ontology annotation, molecular function: nuclease activity; DNA binding. Gene Ontology annotation, cellular component: Holliday junction resolvase complex; nucleus. NCBI's taxonomy places the organism in Eukaryota, Metazoa, Chordata, Amphibia, Anura, Hylidae. The transcript has 8 exons. Gene Ontology annotation, biological process: mitotic intra-S DNA damage checkpoint signaling; replication fork processing; double-strand break repair. The record is from RefSeq and is a predicted model, not a curated record. The coding region runs from base 1 to 1314 and encodes 437 amino acids.
AUGAGCUCCUCGUCUGAGGCUAUUGAGCCAGAGGACCUAUCCGCCGUGCCCUUUCUGGUGACAGCCGAACGGCAGUCUAAUGUUAUUAUGGUUCUCAGUAGCAGCAGUGACGACGAAGACGAGUUACCAGGUGCUCCGCUCCUGCACCGUCUCCACGUCCCUGAGGCACGACUUGAAUUACAUAGGAGUACCUCAUCACGUGACCCUCUAACAAAACCACUAAAGGGGGCUGCGAGGUGUCCCCCAAAGCAGCCAUCCUUCUCGCACGAGCCACUAGGUGCAUCAUCGUUAUCCUCCAGUGACGCUGCCAAGGUCCCCCAUCCCGAGAAGAGAAAGAAAAUAGAUGGAAAGAAGAUGGAUGUUGUCACGGUUCAUAUAGACCCUGUUCUCCUACAGGAUGGAUCAGGGGGAGUAGUGCUAAGUGCUCUUCAGGCCCAGGAAACUCCAUGUGUUAUCCAGUCACAUCCAGUGUCAAGGAGCAUCACUUGGAGCCGGAGUGGAGUGAACAUAGAUGGAGAUGCUUUUAGCCAAGAAGAUGCAGAAAUUCUCGUUCUUGUUCCAGUGGAAGACUUUGUUGCCAUGAUCCUAAACCAUAAAAAAGGAGCUUCUGAGAACAAUGUUACUUUAAGCAGCUUUGUAGCAAAUAUUGUGGCUAACAAAUCAUGUGCCAUCCCUUCACUGGUGGUAACGGAGUUAGAGAAAUACUUCAAAAAUCAGAAGACGAAAGAUAGGAAGAGACUUAAGGAGGUUAUUCGGGGAGAAGCUGCCAAAGACAAAGGGCAUAAAAGGAUACACAAGGGAGAACCUCAACAACUGAGCAGGGUAGAUGUAGAAGAGGCCCUGAUGGUCUUACAGGUCUACAAAGAUGUCUAUGUUUGGUUCCUGGAAACUGCAAAGGAGUUCUCUGACUUUGUCUGCAUGUUUAGCAAAGCAAUGACUGAGGCUCCAGCCAAGAGGCAACGGGAUAAUUCAUCCUUUUCCUUUUACCUGGAUGGUGAUUGGGCCAAGGGGCUAAAAGUUGAACGCUGUGGAAAGGGUCUGUUGGAGGUAUGGAAGAAGCAAAUGCAACAGUUCAACAGAGUCAGUGUGGAAGUGGCAAGUGCCGUAGUGGCAGUCUAUCCUUCUCCUCAGUUACUGGUUAAGGCUUAUCAUCACUGUAAGGCAGAUGCAGAGAGACACAAUCUUUUAAGUGACAUCCUUGUGCGGCGUGGUGAAGGCGUGACCUCUACCUCCAGACGUGUGGGCCCUGAACUGUCCAAGCGCAUCUACCUGCAGUUUAUGUCUUCAGAACCAGAGUUAUCACUUGAUCUGUAAUAGAACAGGAUAUUAUGUGACUUAUGGGAAGCUUUCAUGUUUAUUUUCAUUUAGUUUCUAUUUGCUUCCACACAAUGAGGGAUAUUUAUCAAAACCUGUUCAGAGGAAAAGUUGACUCAUAGCAACCAAUCAGAUUGCUUCUUUCUUUUUUUCAGAGGCCCUUUUUAAAAGGAAGUGAUCUGAUUGGUUUCUAUAGGCAACUGGUCAACUUUGCCUCUGCACAGGUUUUGAUAAAUUCCCCCCCCCCCCCAUUUAUUCUUGUUCACUAAAUUCUGAAAUGCAUUUUUGGCUCAAAUUGCCAAUGAAUUUACUUGUCUAGAAUCCACAUUCUGGUUGUUACCAAGAACCCUGUAUCUUUAAAAUUUUGAUAUAAAAAUUAGCAAAAAUGGUUCUGCCUGUUAAGUAAUUUUUCCAUAUUUUAACUUUACUUGGCAAGAAGUAUAGAACAUUAAUAAAUAUUUCAAAAACACCUAAUACACUUCUACAUGUAAUCCCGUUUACUUUCUAACAAAUGUUUGUUUUCUACUGAAAAUGUAUGUUAUGCUGUUGCAGAUUUUUAGUGCUGACUUUGCAAUGAAAAAAAAGUCACAUUAAAAUCAGCAGAUUGUUUUGGAAAUUUGUUGCAGAUUUAGAUUUUCCUAUUUAAAGUCCAAGGUAAAAUUUUGUAGUAUAUCUGCAACAUUGUUAUGCUGCAGAUGUAAAAUCUGCGCUGUAGGUCCUUUUCCAGGGGGAUUACAUGCAGACUUUUUUUUCUGCAGUAUGUUGAUGAUAUUUCUUAAAAUCUUGAUGACAUUGCUUUUACUGUAAUAUGCUAAUUUCCACAUUCAUUCUAUUUUCCCAUUGUAAAAACAGGGUACGUUAUUUCAAAGUAUACUUUAUUCCAGGUUGGAAGCUGUGUUCCUUGUUUUUUUAAAGGAUUUAUUUUUGCAAUUUGUAAAAGGUACAAUCAACAACAGAACAGCACUCCUGGUAGUUACUCCAGUAGUGCCCAGAUAGCUGGGAGGCAUUAACAUAAAUAAAAACAGCCAAUAAAGAACCCCCUUCCACAGCAAAAACUAAACAGAAGUAUGGCUCACUCUGUGCAAGCCCUGGAGUAGAACAGCCCAACAAAGACCACAA